AUGGCGAGGAUGCGGGCGACGUUCCCGAGCACGGCGCUGCCGCGACAUCGGCCGUUUCGGUGCGAGGUGUGCCACUACACAAGCUCCAGUCGUUGGCACCUGAAACGCCACCAGAUGAUCCACACGGGCGAGAAGCCGUUCAAGUGCCACCUCUGCCCCAUGACCUUUGCCCUGAAGCACAACAUGGCGACCCACAUGCGAACUCACACGGGGGAGAGACCCUUCCGAUGCGAGGUUUGCCCGCGAACCUUUAGCCAGCAGCAGGGACUCAAGAAACAUGCAAUGCAGCACACGUAUUUUGGAUUCAGCUCGUCGCUGUAG
Molecule: messenger RNA, 321 nt
Organism: Dermacentor silvarum
Lineage: Eukaryota; Metazoa; Arthropoda; Arachnida; Ixodida; Ixodidae
Product: early growth response protein 1
Exons: 1
Coding region: 1-321 (106 amino acids)
Biological process (GO): regulation of transcription by RNA polymerase II
Cellular component (GO): nucleus
Molecular function (GO): RNA polymerase II cis-regulatory region sequence-specific DNA binding; DNA-binding transcription factor activity, RNA polymerase II-specific
Source: RefSeq, a predicted model, not a curated record